UGAGGACUCGUAGAGCUGCGUCACGAAUUUAUUCCGAAAUGAGGGAGUGCAUAAGUAUACACCUCGGACAGGCAGGCGUCCAGAUGGGUAAUGCCUGCUGGGAGUUGUUCUGCUUGGAACAUGGCAUCGAACCAGAUGGGAAGAUACCCAGCGACAAAGUGUCUGGGAGAAUGGAUGACUCGUUCAAUACUUUUUUUGCUGAAACUCCUGCUGGCAAACACGUUCCCCGGACAGUAUUCGUGGACCUUGAGCCCACCGUGCUUGAUGAGGUGCGCACUAGCACGCACCGCCAACUUUACCACCCAGAGCAGCUCAUCUCUGGGAAAGAGGAUGCAGCAAACAACUACGCCCGGGGUCGCUACACCAUCGGAAAGGAAAUGAUCGACCUUGUUCUUGACCGAAUGCGAAAACUGGCUGACCAAUGCGAUGGGCUGCAAGGCUUCCUAGUUUUCCACAGCUUUGGUGGAGGCACUGGUUCAGGUUUCACCUCUCUACUCAUGGAGCGUCUGCCUGUCGAGUACGGCAAGAAGUCCAAGUUGGAGUUCUCAAUCUACCCAGCACCUAAGGUGGCCACGGCCGUUGUGGAACCAUACAACUCUGUUCUGAUGACUCAUACGACACUGGAGCAUACAGAUUGUUCGUUUAUGGUGGACAAUGAGGCAAUCUACGAUAUCUGUCAUCGCAACCUCGACAUUGAACGACCCACCUACUCCAAUUUGAAUCGACUAAUCGGCCAAAUAGUAUCUUCGAUCACAGCGUCUUUGCGCUUUGAAGGUCCUCUGAAUGUGGAUCUCACGGAGUUCCAAACUAACCUGGUGCCGUACCCAAGGAUCCACUUUCCGCUGGUAACUUAUGCCCCUGUUAUAUCAUCGGAAAAGGCCUACCAUGAGCAAUUUACAGUUGCAGAAAUCACAAAUGCUUGUUUCGAACCGACCAAUCAGAUGGUAAAGUGUGAUCCCCGCCAUGGAAAGUACAUGGCCUGCUGCAUGCUUUACCGGGGUGACGUGGUCCCCAAGGAUGUGAACGCAGCCAUUGCUGUCAUCAAAACUAAACGCAGCAUUAAAUUUGUCGACUGGUGCCCCACUGGAUUCAAGGUGGGUAUCAACUAUCAGCCACCGACUGUGGUUCCGGAAGGAGACGUGGCCAAAGUACCUCGUGCAGUAUGCAUGUUAUCUAACACUACUGCUAUUGCAGAAGCUUGGGGUCGUUUGAACCACAAGUUCGAUCUGAUGUAUGCUAAGCGAGCAUUUGUCCACUGGUACGUUGGCGAGGGCAUGGAGGAGGGCGAGUUCUCCGAGGCUCGGCAAGACAUGGCAGCGCUGGAGAAGGACUACGAAGAAGUCGCUUCUGUUGAAGCUCCUGAAGAAGUUGGUGAAGAAUUCUGAGCAAAGCGGCUCAGAAACGAACGUUUUUUUUUUCCACCACCCGCCGCAUGCGAGGGGUCUUGUCUUCCUUGUCUUUUGUGUGUGUGUGUGUGUGUGUGUGU
Messenger RNA from Dermacentor silvarum, 1486 nucleotides. RefSeq names its product tubulin alpha-1A chain. The coding region runs from base 39 to 1385 and encodes 448 amino acids. The record is from RefSeq and is a predicted model, not a curated record. Gene Ontology annotation, biological process: microtubule cytoskeleton organization; mitotic cell cycle. Gene Ontology annotation, cellular component: cytoplasm; microtubule. The transcript is spliced from 6 exons. NCBI's taxonomy places the organism in Eukaryota, Metazoa, Arthropoda, Arachnida, Ixodida, Ixodidae. Gene Ontology annotation, molecular function: GTP binding; structural constituent of cytoskeleton.